Messenger RNA from Osmerus eperlanus (European smelt), 1765 nucleotides. RefSeq names its product adenylosuccinate synthase 1 (gene adss1). The record is from RefSeq and is a predicted model, not a curated record. Lineage: Eukaryota; Metazoa; Chordata; Actinopteri; Osmeriformes; Osmeridae. Gene Ontology annotation, cellular component: cytoplasm. The transcript is spliced from 13 exons. The coding region runs from base 45 to 1415 and encodes 456 amino acids. Gene Ontology annotation, molecular function: GTP binding; adenylosuccinate synthase activity. Gene Ontology annotation, biological process: IMP metabolic process; 'de novo' AMP biosynthetic process.
AAGCAACGCUAAAUCACUUUCCAGUGAGACGGUCUGGAGCUAUCAUGUCGUUUAGCUGGUCGGCAAAAGAUCACAAAAGCUACUCCAACCCACCCUCGGCAGGGUUGAAGCGACCACGCAACGACACAGGGAACAAAGUAACAGUGGUGCUCGGCGCGCAGUGGGGAGAUGAAGGAAAAGGAAAAGUUGUCGAUUUGUUGGCGACUGAGUCUGACCUUGUUUGCAGAUGUCAGGGAGGUAACAACGCAGGCCACACGGUUGUAGUGGACGGCAAAGAAUAUGACUUCCACCUUCUCCCCAGCGGGAUCAUCAACACCAAAAGCAUUUCUCUCAUCGGGAAUGGAGUUGUCAUUCAUCUACCAGGCUUGUUCGAGGAGGGCGAUAAGAACGACAAGAAAGGUCUCAAAGGCUGGGAGAAGAGGCUGAUCGUCUCUGACAGAGCUCACCUUGUGUUUGAUUUCCACCAAGUGGUGGAUGGAAUCCAGGAGACACAGAGACAAGCACAGGAGGGAAAGAAUAUUGGAACGACCAAGAAAGGCAUUGGACCGACUUAUUCCAGCAAAGCAUCCCGAACAGGUCUGCGUGUGUGCGACCUCCUGGGAGACUUUAAUGACUUCUCUGCCAGAUUUAGGAACCUUGUCCAGCAGUACCAGUCCAUGUACCCGUCCCUGAUCGCAGAUGUCGAGGCUCAGCUGAAAGAACUCAAGGAGUACGGAGAGAGGUUGCGGCCGAUGGUGAGAGAUGGAGUCUACUACAUGUAUGAAGCUCUCCAUGGGCCUCCCAAGAAGAUCCUGGUGGAAGGGGCCAACGCUGCCCUGCUGGACAUCGACUUUGGCACAUAUCCUUUUGUGACCUCAUCAAACUGCACCGUGGGAGGAGCCUGUACUGGCCUGGGCAUCCCUCCCCUGAACAUCGGCGAUGUGUUCGGGGUGUCGAAAGCCUACACCACAAGAGUAGGCAUCGGAGCCUUUCCUACAGAGCAGCUCAAUGCUGUGGGGGAACUUCUGCAGACCAGGGGUCACGAGGUGGGCGUGACCACGGGCAGGAAGCGGCGCUGUGGUUGGCUGGAUCUGGUCAUCCUGAGAUACGCACACAUGAUCAACGGCUUCACCGCCAUUGCUUUGACAAAACUUGACAUCCUUGAUGUGUUGGAUGAAAUCAAAGUAGGAGUGGCCUACAAGGUCAAUGGAAAAAGAGUCCCUCAUUUCCCAGCGAACAUGGAAGUUUUGCACAAGGUAGAUGUGGAGUAUGAAACGUUCCCAGGCUGGAAGGCUGACACAUCAGCAGCCAGGAAGUGGAACGACCUUCCGGCCAAGGCCCAGAACUACAUCCGCUUUGUGGAGAACCACAUUGGAGUGCCCAUCAAGUGGGUUGGUGUUGGAAAGUCCAGAGAGUGCAUGAUCCAGAUGUUUUAAAGUGGAUAUCUCUUCCUUUUUAUCCCAACGUAAACACUAAGAUGUGGCGUGAUGUGAUGUAUAGGGUCCCAAUUCUGUCAAUCUCAUUGGCACAUUUAUGGUAACAAUUAGGAAAACAGUGCUGGACAUCAAGCAUUUUACAAGACGUUGACUGUGUUGUCGGAAAAAUGUUAUUCAGUUGAUUUAAAAGUCUAUUUAAUCGCAAAGCAGAGAAAGGGAAGUUUCCCAAGUACUUACGUUACGACACCCUACUGUGUGUAUGAGUUUACAAGAGUUUACACAUUUAUUACAGCAGAUCAUUCAAGCGGCAGUCUGUUUGCACAAUAAACAUGUGUUGGAGUACAACAGUG